Molecule: messenger RNA, 4753 nt
Organism: Trichomycterus rosablanca
Lineage: Eukaryota; Metazoa; Chordata; Actinopteri; Siluriformes; Trichomycteridae
Gene: ern2
Product: endoplasmic reticulum to nucleus signaling 2
Exons: 22
Coding region: 170-2983 (937 amino acids)
Biological process (GO): mRNA processing; intrinsic apoptotic signaling pathway in response to endoplasmic reticulum stress; IRE1-mediated unfolded protein response
Cellular component (GO): IRE1-TRAF2-ASK1 complex
Molecular function (GO): RNA endonuclease activity; protein serine/threonine kinase activity; ATP binding
Source: RefSeq, a predicted model, not a curated record
CCGUCCCAUCACGGAAAUAUGUGUUGUCAUAAUAAUAUGGACACACACAGUUAAUCAAACACUCGGUUGGUUGCAUUUGAAUACGCGGGUCAGUGACUUCUAACGAUGGAGCGCUUUCUGUUUUAGUCGGCGUGUAAAGACCUGGAAAGUUGUGUCCAGCAGAUCGCGGAUGAUGAUGAUGAUGGACCGGACCGGACGUCUCUGUCUGUGCGUGCUGAUCUGUGUCGGUGUGGUCGCAUUGCAGUGUGAAGGAGGGAGCUCGGUCACUCUGCCCGAGUCUUUACUGUUCGUCUCCACACUGGAUGGGAGUUUACAUGCCAUCAGCAAACAAACCGGAGACAUCAAGUGGACGCUGAAGGAAGAUCCCAUCAUUCAGGUUCCAGUUUAUCUGCAAGAACCAGGUUUCCUACCUGACCCUAAUGACGGCAGCCUGUACGUGUUAGGAGACAAACACAAGCAUGGUCUGAUGAAACUGCCCUUCACCAUUCCAGAGUUGGUACAGUCCUCCCCCUGCAGGAGCUCAGAUGGAAUCCUCUACACAGGUAAAAAGCAGGACACAUGGUUUGUGGUGGACCCUCAGACCGGUGAAAAGCAGACAAGUUUAAGCACCUCGUCCUCGGACUCCAUCUGUCCCUCGGCUCUCCUGCUCUAUAUUGGACGUACAGAGUACAUGAUCACUAUGUACAACACAAAGACGCAAGAACUGCGGUGGAACGCGACCUACAACGACUACUCUGCUCCUCUCUACGACGAGCAAAAAUAUGAUUACAAGAUGUCCCACUUCGCCUCGGCGAGCGACGGCCUGGUGGUGACCGUGGACCGAGACUCGGGUGACAUGCUGUGGAUGCAGAAGUUCGACUCUCCCGUGGCGGGAUUUUACCUUUACACUCAGGACAGCCUGCGGCGGUUACCUCACCUCACCGUGGCUACAGAGACGCUCCGAUACCUCACGUUCAUGGCUCAAAACACACACUCACACACCGUCAGGUGGACCUACCAGUUCACACAGGAGCAGCACAGCACCAAAACCAAACUUGUUCCGUCUCUGUACGUUGGGAAGAUGGAUUCUCACCUGUACGCUUCCACCUCGCUUGUCCAUGAAGGCGUCACUGUGGUGCCUCACGGCCUCACCCUGGCACGGAUCGAAGGCCCGACCACGGUGGACGUGACGGUGGGGAACGGGCGGGGCGAGUGUGAGAUCACCCCCAGCACUGACGUCAAGUACCCACCAGGAAGCACCAACCCGCUGCAGAACCAGUGGCUGCUGAUAGGCCACCAUGAAGUUCCUCCUCUGGCUCACACCACCAUGCUAAGAGAAUUUCCCGAGAACCUGCAGCGCUCAGGUGACGUUAUUCCCCCUCAAGGAUCGGCGUCCUCGUAUCGGCCUGGACUUAAACCAUCGCCACCAGUAAAACGUCCAGGCUCUUACCCCACUGUACCCAACUCUUUGACCUCUGACCCUGUGACUCUGGUGGUGGUAACGCUGCUGCUGGCUUCAUGGUUGGCUUACUUAUUCAACUACAAGCUGCAGGCCAAAAAAGCCGAGAGAUCAGGUGCCCGAGAGCCGGUGGAUUCCAGGCCGCUGAUGGAUAACACCAGUCAGACCAGUCAGGUUAUUCCAACAGGAAAUGAGAAAUCCUCCUCAUCGAAUCACAUUACUGGCGACGGGUCCGAGCAGAGCGUCCAGUCGUCUAGUCCAACUCGGCCGUAUAGGAGCAGUCACGACUCCACAGGAACAGCCAAUCAUCAGAGACCGUCGGAGGAUGGUCAGCCUGAAGUGGUAGAAGUGGGUAAGAUUUCCUUCAACCCGUCAGAAGUAUUGGGACACGGGACAGAAGGAACAUUUGUGUUCAGGGGUCACUUUGACGGACGGCACGUGGCGGUGAAGCGCAUCCUCCCCGAGUGUGUGGAGUUCGCCGAGCGUGAGGUGCAGCUGCUGCGCGAGUCCGACGAGCAUCCCAACGUCAUCCGCUACUUCUGCACCGAGCGCGACCGCCAGUUCAUCUACAUCGCCAUCGAGCUGUGCGCCGCCACCCUGCAACAGUACGUUGAAGACCCAAGCUGUCAAUAUUCCAUGCUGGACCCAGUGACCCUGCUGGAACAGACUAUGUGUGGCCUCAAUCACCUGCACUCGCUCAACAUCGUUCACAGAGAUUUAAAGCCACGGAAUAUCCUCCUCUCCACGCCGGGAGCGCUGGGCCGAGUGCGAGCCGUGAUCUCUGAUUUCGGGCUGUGCAAGAAGCUUCCAGACGGCCGACGUAGCUUCAGUCUGCGCUCUGGGAUCCCUGGAACCGAAGGCUGGAUCGCUCCGGAAUUACUCGUCGAUGCUGAGAAAGGGAACCCUACGAGCGCAGUGGACGUCUUUUCAGCCGGGUGCUUGUUCUAUUACAUGGUGACCAAAGGGCAGCACCCGUUUGGGGACACGCUGCGGCGUCAGGCAAACAUCCUCUCUGGGGCCUACAGUCUAGAGCACUUCAUGGAGGAUAUACACGAAGACGUCAUCGGCAGGGAUCUAAUCGAACGAAUGAUCAGCGCGGAGCCUGAAUCUCGUCCCUCCACGGCCUCGGUUUUAAAGCAUCCGUUUUUCUGGAGGCAAGAGAAGCAACUCCAGUUCUUUCAGGAUGUCAGCGAUCGUAUAGAAAAGGAGCCCGCAGACAGUCCCAUCGUGGUCCGAUUAGAGACGUCAGGCAGAUCGGUGGUCCGAACUAACUGGAGAAUGCACAUCUCAGCACCCCUACAGGCUGAUCUGAGAAAGUUCCGCACGUAUAAAGGGAACUCCGUCAGGGACCUGCUGCGCGCCAUGAGAAAUAAAAAGCAUCAUUAUCACGAACUUCCCCCCGAGGUCCAGGCGGCGCUCGGCGAGGUCCCGGAAGGCUUCGUGGCGUACUUCACCUCCCGUUUCCCACGGUUACUGCUGCAUACACACUCUGCGCUGAGCAUCUGUGCUCCGGAGAGACCGUUUCACCCCUAUUAUCACCAUUAACACAGACUUAUUAAUGGAGUGGAUCGCUUUUAGGCCGUCGAAGACGAAGACGAGGAGAAAUCGCGCUCACGGAACUGAAAGAUUCGUCUCUCCUUCUGAUUCGUGGUAGAUGUUUAGCUAGGACGUUCGCAUGGCUGAGCCUCCUGUGAUGAACUGCCAUCCUGUCCACAACACUUCUUUUGGAGGAGAACUUGCAAACCUGCUGAUGACCCCCCGGUCUGCUCCGUGCCUUUAAUCCACAACAUCCUGAAGUGACCAUCUCAGGUCUGAUUAGCUGAAGGACGUGAGCCAAUUGAUUUAGCGGUGGAUUAGGACCUCUGAAGGACUCACUGAAGGACUGGGCGUGGUUGCAGCUGGUGUUAUUGUUCAGGUCAAACAUUUGGAGGACAGCAGGCGCUGUUUGUUAGCUGUUGUCAUGGAUGCACCGUGGAAGCGUCGCCUCUCCUUGGCACCCGAUGAGGUUUUAACCCUGAAUGUCAUGAUGAUUUCACAACUGAGGUUUAAAAAUCACACACACUUCUAGGGGACGUGACAUUCUUGGGACUUUAAUCUUUAAUCUUUAAUUUUAAAUAUCAUUAGGAUCAAAAAUACACAAACGGCAACUUUAAUUAGUUUGCUGGUGCGAUAAAGUCAGUCCUUGCCUCCUAAUUCCUUGUUAGUGAUUGUAAUUACAUCUCUGUGCCCUUAUAAAUAGAACUAGAAUGACUGCAAUGCAUUAGCCAGUGGAACAGUGGUCUCUUUUUUUUUAAGUCGGUAAUAACCCACCAAUUAAAGAUGCAGCCGGUCAGUCCUUUUUUAACAGCCUAAGAUCUGGAAAUAUUACAAACCUGCAGCCUUUGGUCCGAGUCCUUGGUACAACGAAACUUUCGCUCCACUACGAAUACGAAAUCGUUAAAGUCAGUAUUAACUUAAGUCCGGAUGAAUCCAAAGCUAAUGGCUGAUGACUGACCUAAUGUGCUCCUGCCAACGUGUCUUUUUGCAGCCCACAAAGAGUUUAUUUACCCUCAUACAGUUUGCGCCUUGUUUUAAUCUAUGUUCAGAAGUAAGAAAUACUGAAUGUCGUAUUGAGCUGGUCAGUAGCGCUGGUGUUGCCAAGACCCAAACCAUCUGAGUCUGAGACAAUACCAAGGACCUUACCGUCUGGGACAAGACCGAGACUCAUUUCAUCUAAAUGAUCAACGAGUCGACUCUUUUUAAGACCGAAUACCAGCUAUUUGAUUCAGUAUUGAAAAUCUAGAAAUUGUGCAGGUAAAUGUAAUAAAAUUUUGAAUUUAAAAAGCUGCUCCUUAUCUGAAAAACACAGCUAAACUAAGACCUCAUUACCGAGAAUCACCCCACCAGAUGGGGUGGUCCUGGUCCUUUCUGUGUGGAGUUUGCAUGUUCUUCUUGUGUCUGUGUGGGUUUCCUCCGGGUGCUCCGGUUUCCUCCCACAGUCCAAAAACAUGCAAGUGAGGUGAAUUAGAGAUACUAAAUUGUCCGUGACUGUGUCCUUGUGAACUGAUAAAUCUUGUGUAAUGAGUAACUACCAUUCCUGUCAUGAAUGUAAAACAUGACGUUAAAAUCCCAAUAAACAAACAAACAUUACCGAGAAUCACAGCAAAAUUACAUCCUCAUUACCGAGAAUCACAUCAAAUGUAUUUGACCUCACUACAGAGAAAUACAGCUAAGAAUUUUAGCCAAAGAAUUUUAGCAAACAGCACCUGUCAUCAGAGUCCCUGACCGUCAUCUAGGUGCUUUUCCAACAUUAUCUUUUAUUGUAUUAGCAAAAAA